Messenger RNA from Folsomia candida, 2876 nucleotides. RefSeq names its product sodium/potassium-transporting ATPase subunit beta (gene nrv3). Gene Ontology annotation, cellular component: sodium:potassium-exchanging ATPase complex. Gene Ontology annotation, biological process: intracellular sodium ion homeostasis; sodium ion export across plasma membrane; intracellular potassium ion homeostasis. The transcript is spliced from 8 exons. The record is from RefSeq and is a predicted model, not a curated record. Gene Ontology annotation, molecular function: ATPase activator activity. The coding region runs from base 227 to 1198 and encodes 323 amino acids. Lineage: Eukaryota; Metazoa; Arthropoda; Collembola; Entomobryomorpha; Isotomidae.
CUCGCCUUUAUUGAUCUGCCAGAGUAGAGUGUGGUGUGGUGUGGUUCCUCACUUUCAACCCGGACAUUAUUUUCUAAUAACUGGUUUAGUCCAAAAGUGAUUAAAAUAUUCUUCUCGAAAUUCUUUCAGUGUUCAUAAAUAGUUGCUUGCAACAAAUUUUCAACUCACUCCAACUCCAACCUACUUAACGAUAAGCCAAGUACGCACGUGACGUUCCUCAGCCAAGAUGUCGGACAAGAAAGGAAAUAAUGACGGGGGAUUCAUGAAGUUUCUCUACAACAGCGACACCGGGGAGGUUCUCGGACGAACGGGAAUGUCAUGGCUGAAAAUCAUUGUCUUCUACAUCAUUUUCUACGCCGGUCUGGCCGCCUUCUUCGGCCUGAUGCUCUACAUCUUCUAUCAAACGCUGGACAUCAAUAAACCCAAGUACCAGCUAGGCGAUAGCUUGAUUGGAUCCAAUCCAGGCGUCGGAUUUCGACCCCAACCCGAUCAGGACAAGAAUGUCGACUCCACCCUCAUCUGGUUCAAACGAGGGGAUCGUGACGACUUCAAAUUUUGGUCCGAACAAUUAAAGUCAUACGUCGAAGAGGCAAGAAAGACAGCAGGAAAGAAUUGUGAUUUCGGAGCGGACAAAGCCAGCGAUAAGGAAGCCUGUCAAGUGAUUGUCGAUGAGAAAAAGUUCGGCAAUUGUACCGUAGCCACGGACUUUGGCUACAAAGACGGCAGUCCCUGUGUUCUAAUCAAACUCAAUAGGAUAUACGGCUGGAAACCGGAACCUUUCGGCCCUGCGAGAUUUUCUGAGGCCGAGUUUAAGAAAGCCAUCGAUGACAAAGCCAACAGUGACGCAAAGUUCCCCAAGAUUCUGAAGACAGCGAUUGAAAAGAAGCUUCAGGAAGUUAACACUGAAGCAGCAAAGGAAGACGUAGCGAAAAGUGUGUGGAUCAAUUGCGACGGAGAAAACCCUGCCGACAGGGAAAACAUGGGGAAAAUCUCGUACGCUCCGAUGCAAGCAAUUCAAUCUUUCUACUUCCCAUUCAUGAAGCAACCUAACUAUGUCUCUCCGUUCAUCAUGGUUCAAUUCGAAAGUGUAACACGCGGAGUACUGAUCAACAUUGAAUGUAAAGCCUAUGCAAAGAAUAUCUUCCCAGAUCGAGCUUCUCGAACCGGCUCAGUCCAUUUCGAGUUGAUGGUUGAGUAAGGAACGUCGUCGCCGUGCAAAUAAUAAAACUCAAUUGUUCGCCUUCGCUCACUGACAUUGACACUCCAAUAAAAUCACUGUCGUCAAAUUCCCCUUUUAAUUAAUUAAAAUCUUAGUCAUCACAAGAAUUCAGACAUAAAUAACUAAAUAAAUAUAGAUUUGCUUUAUCCCUGUACGUAUAUUUUGCUCGAAAAAGAAAGUCAUAAUUUGUAGCUUGAUUAUUAUUUUUUGGUUUUGCAAAAUUUCAGCCCAAUUUUAUUAACUACGUAGAUGCGACUAUCAGUAUUAAGACAAUUCAUAAAUUAAAUACAUGUAAAUAUGUAAAAUUUGCAUAAUUUCAAUAGCUAACCCCCCCCUCCCCCCCAAGUUCAUGAAAGUGAAAGUAAACUAACACGUAUUUCUCUGUCAUGACCAAAAAUCCUACCACUUAAGAAUAACUAUGCACAUAUUUUAAAAAAAACUUAAUUUACUCUGAAAAUCCUGCUUUAUUUCUUUUAUAAAAUCAAAAUUCCUCAAAAUUUCAAAAAUAGUAUUACUUAAAAACAACGACCCAGAAAAAGUGAAUGUAGUUAUUUAACAUAUUAAUAAUCUCAGGAAACAAUGGAUAAAGUGAAGUGAAGUUGGAAGCCCCCGAAUAAGUAAUAAAAAAGAUUAGAAAUGACAUGCAAAUUAACUACUAAUCUGUUUAUAAAGCAUAGAAUUACUAAAUAAGUAUUAUUUCCGGUCGAAUUGUUCUUCUGCAUUAAAUUUUAGGACGGCUCUUCGUUAUCCGAGUGAUUAGAAAAAUGUAUGUAUGAAAGGUGCAAUUGUUAUCAGGAUAAUGUGUAUUUCAACCUUUGCUAGUACUUUUUGUAGAAAUCUUACAUUUAAUAAGUAAAAAAUGCUCUGUUGUCACAAGUAUGUAUGUAAAUAGGAAAGACAAUUUGCAUCCCCGACACAUAUAUGAGUACUUUCUCCCCCAGGAGAAAUCAUUUGUCCACUAAAAAGUUAAAGAUAUAAAACCAUAAAAAGUUAACCUAUGCAAAGUUCAUUUAAAUACUUAAGAAUUUAAAUAAAUAAGUAUGCUUGUCAGGAUGAUGUAUGAAAAAAAAAUCAUUGUUAAAUAAGAUACAUAAUUCCUUUUUUUCGAGUCGUAAAGUUAACAAAUUUUUCAUUUCCUAGAAAUUUAUCAACUCCAGUCUCCCGUCUAUUUAAAGGUUAAGAGAAGUAACUACACGAUAUGCAAAAAAGGUCAAGAAAAUACCUGUAAUAACUAAAUGAGCUACCAGUAAAAAAAGUGAUCCUGUAGAAUAAUUAUCUACACUUUAAGGGGAAUAAUUACCUUCUGUUCAGUAUAAUAAUUUGAAUUUUGUGUAUGUUUUUUCCGUAAAAAAGAAGGUGUUUAUUCGUUAGAAAACUGUGUAUCUACUCGUGAAAAUAAAUUCAAAGUUCAUUAAUUAAUCUAGUAGUGAAAAGAAAAGAUUGUAAUAAUGAGAAAAGGAAUUCUUCAGUCAUUUGUAGCAACUACAUAAAAAACUGUAUAAUUAGUUAUUAUAUGAAGGUUCGUUGUUGUUGGAAUGGAUUGGCUUUGUGCUGGAUGAUAAGUAUGGGCGUAUAUGGAUUUAAGGAAGAUAAAAAAAACAAUUACAAAAACCUUGCGACAAAAUACAAAAAUAUAAUAAAAUUGUUAAAUAUUAAA